Messenger RNA from Plutella xylostella (diamondback moth), 804 nucleotides. RefSeq lists its product as uncharacterized. NCBI's taxonomy places the organism in Eukaryota, Metazoa, Arthropoda, Insecta, Lepidoptera, Plutellidae. The record is from RefSeq and is a predicted model, not a curated record.
AUGGCGGCACGUGUGUGGUUGGUGAUGGCUCUGGUGCCGGCACUGGUGGUGGGUGAUGAAGCGGUGCGGGGUGGUGGUUUGAUGGACAAACUGAGCAAUGGCAUGAAGUUUGCUAAGGAUUUUCUGGCCUCAGAAUCGGUCGCCCUGAAAGUGGCCGAAUUCGUCGUGCGAGCGUUUCAAAACAAGCCCGCUUCACCACAAGAACCGCCUCCUAGAAGAAACCCUUACAACCCUGACCGAGACGAGUACAAGGACUACAGCGAGAAGUACUCGGAGGAGAAUAGGCCUAAUUCCCAGGUGCAUGAGGCUGGUAGUCCGAUGAGUCCGCUGCGGCAGCUGGUGAGGUUAUUGGGGCUGCAGCCGUCUCAGAUCAGCGCGGUGGCCGUCAACGCGCUGCUAUUUGUUGCUCAGAUGAUAUCUUCGUUCCUGUCCGGGCCGCAGAGACCAGCGCGGCCGGGCCGCUCCGAGGACACUCUCACAUACAUCCUCAACAAACCAUCACCUGCUUUACAAGACCUGCUGUCCACGGCCAAGAACGAAUCCCUCCCGGACAUCAUCGAAGACAUCAUCAAACAACAAGGCACAACCGAAGAUAUCAGCUGCGUCAGACUUCUCAUAUGCAAAAUCACCCCCUUCGUAGUAAAAAUGCAGAAGGCAGUAUUUGGAAAAGAAAGUACGGAGGAUGGGAAGGAAAUGUUUACAGGAGCGUCGGUGAUGUACCGCCAUCUACCGUCCAAAAAUGAAAUUAACGAGAGAAGUGAAGUUUGUGAGAGGAAAUACCAAGAUUGUGAUUUGGAAGAGUAA